Molecule: messenger RNA, 2556 nt
Organism: Zingiber officinale
Lineage: Eukaryota; Viridiplantae; Streptophyta; Magnoliopsida; Zingiberales; Zingiberaceae
Product: probable mitochondrial-processing peptidase subunit beta, mitochondrial
Exons: 6
Coding region: 105-1430 (441 amino acids)
Biological process (GO): proteolysis
Cellular component (GO): mitochondrion
Molecular function (GO): metalloendopeptidase activity; metal ion binding
Source: RefSeq, a predicted model, not a curated record
GUUGCUUAUACACGCAAUUGCAGAUCCGCAGUAACAUUGCGCUGGUAAAUCCGUCAGCAGCAAACUUGAGGACUGCGCUCCUCCCCUAACCCUAGGGCGUAGCAAUGGCGAUCCGGAAGCUGCUCGCUCUCUCUCGCCGUCCACUCCUCCUCUCCGGCCGAUCUGCGUCCACUGCUGCGGCUCUCGCUUCUCACGAUGCAGCCGAGUUAUCCACCUCGCCCGCUAGCCCCCCCGUGAUGCACUACGACCGACUCGUCCAGGCCGUCAGAUCAAAGAUCCGGAGCCUCGACGAUCCCGAUCCCCGCUUCCUCCGCUACGCCUCACCCCAUCCCGCUCUCGCUGAUCAUACUUCCAUCCUAGCAGCUCCGGAGACCCGCGUCACCACACUCUCCAACGGCCUCCGCAUCGCCACCGAGUCCACGCUCGCAGCCCGUACUGCCACCGUCGGGGUGUGGAUCGAUGCUGGAAGUCGAUUUGAGACGGAGGACACUAAUGGGACCGCCCAUUUCCUGGAACAUAUGAUCUUCAAGGGCACCGAGUCUCGGACGGUGCGGCAGCUGGAGGAGGAGAUUGAGAACAUGGGCGGGCAUCUGAAUGCUUACACUACAAGGGAGCAGACAACCUAUUACGCCAAUGUGUUAGAUAAGGAUGUGCCCAAGGCGCUUGAAAUCCUUGCCGACAUACUGCAGAAUUCACGUUUUGAUGAGAAGCAAAUUGAACGGGAGCGGAAUGUUAUCCUCAGAGAGAUGGAAGAGGUGGAGGGACAAACUGAAGAAGUUAUUUUUGAUCAUUUGCAUGCUACUGCCUUCCAGCACACCUCACUUGGAAGGACAAUCCUUGGACCUGCUCAAAACAUCAAGACAAUUACUAAAGAGCACCUUAGGAAAUACAUCUCAUCUCACUACACCAGCCCUAGAAUGGUCAUAUCAGCUGCCGGUGCUGUUAAGCAUGAUGAUAUAGUUGAGCAGGUCAAAAAGCUUUUCAUGAAACUGUCAGAUAAUCCUACUACAACAACCCAGUUGAUUGAGACGGAACCCGCUAUUUUCACUGGAUCUGAGGUUAGGAUAAUAGAUGAUGACAUUCCACUUGCGAAAUUUGCGGUUGCAUUUAGUGGGGCGUCUUGGACAGAUCCAGACUCCAUUGCUUUAAUGGUUAUGCAAUCUAUGUUAGGUUCUUGGAAUAAGAAUGCUCAUGGUGGAAAGCAUGCAGGUUCAGAGUUGACCCAAGGGAUUGCCAUCAAUGAUAUUGCUGAAAGUAUGAUGGCCUUUAAUACAAACUACAAAGAUACUGGUCUCUUUGGUGUUUAUGCUGUUGCCAAGCCUGAUUGUUUGGAUGACUUGGCCUAUGCAAUUAUGGGUGAGAUAAGCAAACUCUCCUAUAGGGUCUCAGAAGCUGAUGUUACUCGAGCACGCAAUCAGGUAGAUCAUUAAAUCUGUGUUUCAUUUUAAUCAUUUGAAACACUAGAUAGUCAUUCUAUAAAAGAUUUUCAUGGUUCAGUAUGUGUUUCUUCUAUUAGGGUAAAUCAGCCUUUAAAUAAUGGAAUUCCCUGAAAAGUUUAUUAUCUUGUGAUAAAUGUAUUGCAAUACUGAAAAAACCAAUACACUUUUGCAACUUCUGCUGGAAAUUUCCCUUUUCGGCUUCCACAAUGACUGAUUCAAUAUACAGUUCAAAGUAUGAGUAUUGACUUGAAUAAGAAUUAUCACACUGAGUUUUCUGGACAUAAGAAGAAAUACUUGACUUUUAUAUAUGUAUGUAUGUCUGAAGGAUUUAUAAUAUGUGAAUACAUCUGAAGAUUCUUAUUUAGGCUUGUUGGGUCCAAAUACUUGCAAUGUACAAUAUCUGAGGGUUAAGGACUCGGAAAAACUUCUGAAUGGGAAACUGAUGCAAAUGAGGAUGGGGUUGUUUGUGUUUCUAACCUUACCUGUUCCUUUUCAUUUAUUUUAAUAAUUUUAUUUGAAUUCUCUAGUUUUUUUUUUCAAAAAAGAAUUAAAUGGGGAAGGGAGGGUUGUGGUUAUGUUGUUCAAUAUUUCUCAAUUUAUUGACUGUCUUUAAAAUAUUUGUUACAGUGGAAUAUUUAUGUUUUAUUUUUUAAAUAAAAUGAACUUAAGUUGGAUUUUCUUUCGCAUAUUCAUUUUAAAAUUUGAUACUUGUCCACAUCUGAACAAAACCAAAAUCCUGGGUUGCAUCAGACUAGCUUUUUCAACACCUCUGGCAAAAAUUUAUUUUACUUUUUCUUAGUUUUUGGUUUUCUUUUUUUUGUAUGAAUGCUUCAAACUUCGAGCUGAAAUUUCCCUCAAACCUUACUUUUUAUAUGCUGCAAAUUUUGAGACACCUUAGAUACAUGGAUCCUCUUCAAUCACUAUGUGGAAAAUUUGUGCUUUAAAUAAAGUAUUUGAUCUAUGGUCCAAUAUCCUUUGAGUAUGAUCGGAAUAGUGUUAAAAUAGAUCAUAUGCUUAUUGGAUCAUAGGAAAUAAAUUUGCUACCAUAUCAUACAUCUGGUGAAAUGUUUAUUUAUUUUUUUAUUUCAAUAAGAAAGGAAGAGAUGAAAUCCACUCA